AUGAAGAGCAUCUUCUUGGUGCUUGGCACUGUGAGCGGCCUGUCCUCCAAGGGCUGGGAAUUUCCUCCCGAUCCCGCCAAAGUCGCUUUGCCCGCAGUGCCCGCGGUACGAAAUGCCGGAAAAGACGGCAUGCCGGAGCUGCCAUCUUUGGAUGACAUCAUGAGCCCCACCUCCCAAACCAUGUUUGGCAUCCGCUCCAAAGCCAAACAGCUCGAGGCGAAGAUGCUCAAGAUCGAGCAUGAGAACAGCCUGCGCCUCCAGCGCCAGAAGGCGGUCUUCGACCGCAAGUUGAAGGAGCAAGAAGCCAAGAACCAAGGUGUGGCCAAGGAGAAUGCCGAUCUGGCCAAGAGCAUCAUGCAGCUGAAGCAGAAGAACGAGGGCACCCUCGCCAAGUCCAAGACGCUGCGCGAGGCCAUCGCGCUGCGCAAGUCGGAGGUCAAGAACAUGCAGGAGCAGCUCGCGGCCGUGCAGCAAUACAUGGUGGAGAUGUUGCAAGACACAGAGGAGAGCAAGGCGCCGGAGCUCGCGAUCUUGGACCAGGUGAAGGAGUCCGAGAGACCCGGCCUCUCGGGCCUCUCCUUCCUUGAGGUGGACGAGGAGCCCGAGGAGGCCCUGCCGGACAAGGCAGAGGGAGGAGAGCCAGAGAACCCGGAGAACCUCCUUGGUGUGCUUGCAGACGGCGUGAAGAACAUGAAGCAGCAGGGGGCGGUGACCUCCAAUCGCUUGAAGUCGCUCUUCUUGUCCAGCUUGCAGGAUGGCGUGAAGCGUCGGAAGGCCCUGAAGGCGCAGCAGAAGGUCUUGCAGCAGACGAUGACCACCAUGAAGUCCUACGAGGCACGGCUCGGAAAGGCCGAGGAGCGCCUGACCUCGACCAAGCAGACCUUGGACAAGCACCUCCAUGACGCGGGGCUCUUCCUCAAGAAGCUCUCGCAGCUUCUGCUUGCGAAGCCGGAAGAUGGCCAGAGAGAGCUGGCGGCCCUGCAGACAAGCCAUUCCCUCUGUUCACCUGGGUACCGCCUGCAGGGCUCCCGAGGCGUGAAGAGAAAAUUGGGUGGGAGGCACACAUCGAAGACUGAGUCCCUCCAAGAUCUGAAUGCCAGACGCCGGCUGGAUGUCGAGAGGCAGCUGACUCGGAUUUUCGUGCCCAUCCCGCGUCCGCACGAGCACCUUCCACUCUACUGCCAGCGGCUCAAUGCAGAUCUCACUGUCACCACGAGGCAGGUGCGGAAGAAUAAGGCUGCAAAACCUGAGCAGAUUUUGUUUGUGGAGAUUGACAGCGCCCAUCAGCUGGAGAUGCUGACGCUGUGCAACCAUUACUCCUCGCUAAUGCGACCUUUCGUGCAAGCAGGUGAAACCGAGAUCGGCGCAAUCUUGACACGGCCUGCCUUCUGCAGAAUGUUGAUCGAGCUCGCCUUUGCUGAUACCCACGGGGGCAUCAUGUAUCACACCGCCAUCGACAUCUUCGACGGCCUAGCUGCGGGGGGCUCAGCCACAGCAGAUUUGGCCUUCAAGUGA
This is a messenger RNA of Symbiodinium natans, 1515 nucleotides long. Lineage: Eukaryota; Dinophyceae; Suessiales; Symbiodiniaceae. The record is from the annotation of a GenBank genome assembly.